Molecule: messenger RNA, 561 nt
Organism: Alternaria hordeiaustralica
Lineage: Eukaryota; Fungi; Ascomycota; Dothideomycetes; Pleosporales; Pleosporaceae
Exons: 3
Coding region: 1-561 (186 amino acids)
Source: RefSeq, a predicted model, not a curated record
AUGAAUCACAUCAGAGCAACACGGUCGAUAUGGAGUAGAAGCGCGAUACCCAAGCGCAUAGGCCAGACAUCACGAAGAACAUACGCAGCCGAAGCACCAGCACCGCAUCCCCCCAGCUCGCCGCCAAACCCAAACUCCGCACCGCCGCCAAAAGAGCCAUCGCGGGUAGGCGCAUACUACGGUACCUUCGGCUCGCCCCUCCUAAAAUGCUUCCUCGGCGCCCUCUUCACAUACCAACUCACCUACUACCUGUGGUACAAACUCGAAACCAUCGAAGAGAAACACGACACAAAAGCCGAGAUACGCGAUUUGCAAGAGGAGCUGCGGCAGGCGAUUGAGAAACAGCGGUGGAUGGCGCAGCAGAAGUGGGGGCAGGCUACUGAGGCGAUGGAGAGGGAGAGGGAGGAGUUUGGACAGGCGGUUGAUGCGGUUGUGGAGGAGUCCAAGCCUCAUUGCGCAGAAGUCAUUUCCAUCAAUCCACCGAAUGGCCAUGCUGUCGAGUUCUUUUAUAAGAUUGACAUGACUGCAGUAUCAAUAGCACUCUGUGGUGACUCGUUAUAG